AAUUCCGUACAUGUAAUAUCGGGUUCCGACAUUUCCCGCCAAACAACGCCGCCGCCCUCGUUUAUCGGACAUUUUUCCCGGCAAUUUUCUCGGCCAUUUUCCCGCCAUUCACUUUCUCUCUCACUCUAUACCUCGAAGUUCUUUCAUCUUCUUCAAUCUCGUACGCCGUUUUAUCUCUCUCUCUCUACCGUUCGUCGCCACGACACUCAUCAAAGAAGCAAAUGUCCUCAUCUCGUCGAACCAGCAAUGGCCGAUCGCCAUUGGUAAACCAACAACGUCAAAUCACUUCCUUCUUUACCAAAAAAUCCACCGGAGACAACUCUACCGAUAAAACUAACCGUGAUUCACAUUUCAAUUCGAGUCCGACUUCAAACCCUAGCCCUAGCAUUAAUUCUCCUUCUUCUGUACAGUCUAAGCGCAAGAAGACCCCGUUGGUGAUCGGCGGCGGGGGCGGCGCUGCAUCUUCUUCUCCCGGUCCUUCUCCUAUAGCUCAUGUGAAGGAGAAGUCGUACGGGGAUGGGGUUGUUGGGAAGAGAAUAAAGGUUUAUUGGCCGUUGGAUAAGAGCUGGUACGAGGGUCGUGUGAAAAUGUUCGAUGAGAAGGAUGGGAAGCAUCUGGUGCAGUAUGACGAUGCGGAGGAGGAGUCACUGGUGUUGGGGAAUGAGAAGAUCGAGUGGGUUGAGGAAAGUGAGAAGAAGUUAAAACGAUUGCGACGGGGUUCUUCAUCGCCGAUGAAUGCGGCGGUGGUAGAAGAUAUCGAAGAGGAUUUGAACGAUGGGGACGCCAGCGAUGAUUCAAGAGAUGAAGAUUGGGGGAAGGGAAAGAAUGUGGAGAAUGAGGUGAGUGAUGAGGAGGAUUUGGAGUUGGUGGAGGAAGAUGAAGAAGAUGAGAAUGAGGACGAUGGAGUGGGCAAGUCAAGAAGAAAGCAAGGUGGGAAUUUGGAAUCCAAGAAGCGUAAGAUAAGCAAUGGCGAGAAAGUGGUAGGAGCUCCAAAGAAAAGCAAGAGUAGCGGUGGAAACUUGCCUUCUGGGCUUUCUUCAGUGGAGCCUAAGAUCAAAUCCGAUAGGGUGAAUAUCUUGAAUGGAAUGAAUGAAAUUGCGAACGAUGCCUUAGAAAGGUUCAACACGCGAGAAGCUGAAAAGUUCCGAUUUCUAAAGGAAGACAGGAAGGAUGCAAACAAAAGACAUCCAGGAGAUCCUGAUUAUGAUCCAAGAACUUUGUAUUUGCCUCCUCAUUUCUUGAAGAAUUUAUCAGAUGGUCAGAGACAAUGGUGGGAGUUUAAGUCAAAGCACAUGGAUAAAGUUCUGUUUUUCAAGAUGGGGAAAUUUUAUGAACUUUUUGAAAUGGAUGCACACGUAGGAGCUAAGGAGCUUGAUUUGCAAUAUAUGAAGGGAGAACAACCUCACUGUGGCUUCCCUGAGAAGAACUUUUCAAUGAAUGUGGAGAAGUUGGCAAGGAAGGGUUAUCGAGUUCUUGUUAUAGAGCAGACAGAAACUCCUGAACAGUUAGAGAGACGACGAAAGGAGAAAGGUUCUAAGGAUAAGGUUGUGAAACGGGAAAUAUGUGCAGUAGUCACAAAAGGAACACUAACUGAGGGUGAGAUGCUAUCUUUGAAUCCUGAUGCUUCAUAUCUCAUGGCAGUAACUGAAAAAUUCCAUGGCUUGGAAAGCCAGCCAGCAGAACGGAUUUUAGGGGUUUGUGUGGUUGAUGUGGCCACCAGUAGGAUUAUCCUUGGGCAGUUUGGUGAUGAUGCGGAGUGCAGUGCUCUGUGCUGUCUUUUGUCCGAGCUUAGGCCAGUUGAAAUUAUUAAACCUUCUAAACUGCUAAGUCCUGAAACGGAGAGGGUGCUACUCACUCAUACGAGAAAUCCUUUAGUGAAUGAGUUAGUUCCAUUAUUGGAAUUCUGGGAUGCUGAGAAAAGUGUUCACGAAGUCAAGAGAUUGUUUAAGGGCAUUGCUAAUCGAUCAUUCCCUGGAUCGUCUAAUGAAGAAAGUUUACUCAAUGAUGAUGUUCCUGGAGAAAAAGAUGGGUUGGGCUACUUGCCAGAUGUUUUAUCUGAACUAAUUAAUGCACGUGAAAAUGGGUCUUGGGCACUUUCAGCUCUUGGAGGAAUCCUUUUCUAUUUGAAGCAGGCUUUCCUGGAUGAGGCCUUGCUUAGAUUUGCGAAGUUUGAAUUGCUUCCUUGUUCUGGCUUCAAGGAUGUUAUUUCAAAACCCUACAUGGUUCUUGAUGCAGCUGCCUUGGAGAAUCUGGAGAUCUUUGAGAACAGUAGAAAUGGGGGCUCUUCUGGGACGCUCUAUUCACAAUUGAACCACUGUGUAACUGCAUUUGGGAAAAGGUUACUUAAGACAUGGCUUGCAAGACCUUUAUAUCACGUAGAAUCAAUUAAAGCUAGGCAGGGUGCUGUGGCGAGCCUACGGGGAGAUAACUUAUCUUAUUCUCUUGAGUUUCGGAAAGCAUUAUCCAAACUCACAGAUAUGGAGCGUUUACUUGCUCGCAUUUUUGCUAGUAGUGAGGCAAAUGGGAGGAAUGCAACAAAUGUGGUUCUAUAUGAGGAUGCGGCAAAAAGACAGCUUCAAGAGUUUAUAUCUGCUUUGCGUGGUUGUGAGCUCAUGCUCCAAGCAUGUUCAUCGCUUCGUGUCAUUUUGGAAAAUGUUGAAUCAAGACGACUUGAUUGCCUAUUAACACCUGGUGAAGGUCUUCCUGAUCUCCAGUCAGUUCUUAGUCAUUUCAAGGAUGCUUUUGAUUGGGGUGAAGCCAAUAGUUCGGGACGUAUAAUUCCUCGUGAAAGUGUAGACGUGGAGUAUGACUCUGCUUGUAAAAAAAUCAAGGAGAUACAAUCUAACUUGACAAAGCAUUUAAAGGAACAGAGGAAAUUACUUGGGGAUACAUCAAUCACUUAUGUGACAGUAGGAAAAGAGACUCAUUUGUUGGAAGUGCCUGAAAGUUUGCAGGGUAGCAUUCCUCAGAAUUAUGAGUUGCGAUCAUCUAAAAAGGGCUUCUUCCGGUACUGGACUCCUAAUAUUAAGAAGUUGUUAGCUGAGCUUUCUCUAGCUGAAUCUGAGAAGGAGUCCUCGCUGAAAAGCAUUUUGCAGAGGUUAAUUGGGAAAUUCUGUGAACAUCAUCUCCAGUGGAGGCAAUUAGUCUCUGCAGUUGCUGAACUUGAUGUUCUGAUCAGCCUAGCAAUUGCAAGUGAUUAUUAUGAGGGUGGCGCAUGUCAACCACUUUUCUCAAAGUCACAGUGUCAAAAGGAAGUGCCACGUUUUUCUGCAAAAAACUUGGGGCAUCCUAUUCUUAGAAGUGAUUCGUUGGGUGAGGGUACAUUUGUCCCCAAUGACAUCAAUAUUGGUGGCUCGAGUGCCAGCUUCAUUCUUCUGACUGGCCCAAACAUGGGUGGAAAAUCGACUCUUCUUCGGCAAGUUUGUUUGUCCGUCGUUCUGGCUCAGAUAGGUGCAGAUGUUCCUGCAGAAAGUUUUGAGUUAGCUCCUGUUGAUCGAAUAUUUGUUCGGAUGGGUGCUAAGGAUCAGAUUAUGUCUGGUCAAAGUACAUUUUUGACAGAACUAUCAGAAACUGCGCUGAUGUUGUCAUCAGCUACCCGUAAUUCAUUGGUGAUAUUGGACGAACUCGGACGUGGGACAGCAACUUCAGAUGGACAGGCAAUUGCUGAAUCAGUUCUCGAACAUUUUGUUAGCAAGGUGCAAUGCAGGGGAGUAUUCUCAACUCAUUAUCACCGAUUAGCCUUGGCUUAUUGUAAAGAUCCUAGGGUUUCAUUGUACCAUAUGGCAUGCCGAGUUGGAGAGGGGACUGGGGGCGUAGAAGAAGUUACAUUUCUCUAUCGUUUGACUCCUGGCACGUGUCCGAAAAGUUAUGGAGUGAAUGUUGCACGGCUAGCUGGACUCCCAAAUUGUGUAUUAACCGAGGCUGCGGCUAAAUCAAGGGAGUUUGAAGCUACUUAUGGUAUUACCGGAGAAGAAUCUGAAGAAAACUUGUGCAAUCAUUCAUGGAUAGAUGGUACAGUGACUUUGAUUCAAAAGUUGAUCAGCCUGGAAUCAACCCUGAGAUGCAACGAUGAAACUGAGAAGAAUGGUAUCAGUUCCUUGAAACAGCUUCAGCAACAAGCAAGAAUACUUGUCCAGCAAGGUUGACUCGAUCCUCAAGAACGUUCCAUUGGUGACCGACGUUUUUGGCUACGCCUGGGGCGCUGCACUUCAUUCCAUUUUUUGGCAUUGCUUUCACCAGCAACAUCUGUUUGUAUGACUGCGAAGGUUAGCUCGAAAGCAAGUACUUCCAUAACGAAGGUGUUUUUCCAAAAUCAAACGUUGUUGUUCAGCAUCUUGGACUAGCCAUCCCGAGCAGUCUCCCCUCACACAUUGGGAAGGUUUCUAGCUUCUCCGUCUGAACGAGCUUUUGGACUGGAGUCGAAAGUCUUAGUAAGAAGCUCCCGUUGUGUACAUUGUUAUCGUUCGUUAGUCAUUACAAAGUUUGUAAAGUAUUCUUGAAGUAGGCCAGGGGGUUUGGUCGCCAUAUCCCAGUGGAUAAAAAGCUCUUUUGGUUGGCUAUCAAAGCUUAGUUGUAUUAGGUGAAAUGCCAUAAACCGACCUUCAAUUUAAAACCAUGGGCCAUUUUCAUA
Cucurbita pepo subsp. pepo (vegetable marrow) is the source of this 4630-nucleotide messenger RNA. It is a transcript of the gene MSH6, whose product is annotated as MUTS homolog 6. Gene Ontology annotation, biological process: mismatch repair. Gene Ontology annotation, molecular function: ATP binding; ATP-dependent DNA damage sensor activity; mismatched DNA binding. The record is from RefSeq and is a predicted model, not a curated record. Lineage: Eukaryota; Viridiplantae; Streptophyta; Magnoliopsida; Cucurbitales; Cucurbitaceae. Gene Ontology annotation, cellular component: nucleus.